Messenger RNA from Sinocyclocheilus anshuiensis, 780 nucleotides. Its product is annotated as transmembrane protein 60-like. The transcript is spliced from 2 exons. The record is from RefSeq and is a predicted model, not a curated record. NCBI's taxonomy places the organism in Eukaryota, Metazoa, Chordata, Actinopteri, Cypriniformes, Cyprinidae. The coding region runs from base 134 to 538 and encodes 134 amino acids.
AGUGUUCAAAGGUUCAAACACACAGUCCGGAAAGGGGACAUCGGCUUUAAUCAAACCCCUCUGACUAGAAGGCCAGCCGGGUUGACUUCAUCAUCUAUCAGCUUAUUGCUGUGCCCUUAGGCCAGCGUUUCAAAUGAACAUGUCUCUUGCUCAAAGAGUCCUCCUGACAUGGAUCUUCACACUUAUAUUCCUUAUUAUGCUGGUCCUGAAGUUGGACGGGAAGAUCAUCUGGAACUGGUUCCUCAUCUUCCUUCCUGUCUGGACCUUUGAUCUUAUUCUCCUCCUCAUGCUCAUUGUCAAAAUGGCUGGCCGCUGCAAGCCGGGGUUCGACCCUCGCAAUGGGGCGGAGAACUUGAAGAAGCCCGUGUGGUACCUUGUGGCCAUGCUGCUUAAACUGGCAUUUUGUUUGACGCUCUGUGCCAAAUUAGAGGGCCUAAUGGACAUCUUGGUGAGCUCGGUUUGCAUCCCUCUGUGGGCACUGCUCAUCGGAGCUAUGGUGGAGCUGGGCUACAACGUUUUCCACUUCAGAAGAGACUGAACAUAUGAACGGUGUUCUUUGAAAGCCAGCAGAAGUCUUUACUGUAUUCUUCAGGAAUAAAAUCAUCUCGAAAGUAGAUGUUAUUCAUAAAGAAGGGAAUAUACAACGGACAAUAAGAAUGUACAGCUGUUUCAAGCUCUUUAUCAGGAAUUGCUUGUUUCUUUCAGGCUCAAGAGUGACUACGCUGAAUAGCCUACGUUUCAUGUUCACAGUGAUGCAGGGAGGGUUAUGAAUUUUGGCUC